AUGCCUAAGGGCAUCCGCAUUGUGCUGGCCGAGAGCUACGAGCGCAUCCAUCGCAGCAACCUUGUGGGCAUGGGCAUUGUGCCUCUCCAGUACCUGCCGGGGCAGAACGCCCAGAGCCUGAACCUGACAGGCCGUGAACGAUUUACUCUCCACUUGGGCAAGGAUCUGGUGCCAGGCCAGAGAGUGACUUUGCAGCUGAGUGAUGGCCGCUCUGUGGAGGCCCUGCUACGCUUUGACACGGAGGUGGAGCUGGCCUACUUCCAUCACGGAGGCAUCCUGCCCUAUGUGCUACGCCAGAUGCUUUGAGACAUCUGAACAAAGAAUAAAGCAUAUAUUUUCAUCCAGGA
Molecule: messenger RNA, 347 nt
Organism: Rhipicephalus microplus (southern cattle tick)
Lineage: Eukaryota; Metazoa; Arthropoda; Arachnida; Ixodida; Ixodidae
Product: cytoplasmic aconitate hydratase
Source: RefSeq, a predicted model, not a curated record